Symbiodinium sp. CCMP2456 is the source of this 2646-nucleotide messenger RNA. The record is from the annotation of a GenBank genome assembly. Lineage: Eukaryota; Dinophyceae; Suessiales; Symbiodiniaceae.
AUGUUCAAGGAGGCCUUCUACCGUUCUCGGGAGCUACGUCAACCGGUGGACUUCGCGGAGACCGAGAUCUUGAUCUAUGAAGUCAGCUGGGCCAUCCAGACUCUGACCAAUCGUUCAGGGUACAGCCCGGCACAACGAGUCUUCGGUCGUCAACCUCAAGUUGGCCUAGAUUCCUUGACCGACGGUGGCGAGUUCAUGUUGAGUCCUACGGCAGACAGUGCGUGGCAGCGAGCGCAUGAACUUCGAACAGCUGCCCGCAAGGCCCUCAUCGAGGUCGAUGCCAAGAGCAGAGUGAGUCGUGCUCGUUUGGCCCGACCGAGACAGGAGAUCAAUCGUUUGCAGUUUGUCGAAGGUGAGCCGGUUCUGGUGUGGAAACAGGGCCGCAGAGGCAGCGCUGCCAAAGUUGGUCCGUGCUGGGUAGUGCUCCAGCAUGGUCACACGGUGUGGGUGACUCGCCGUGGUGAGCUAUGGAAAUGCAACGUAGCUCAAGUCUUCCGGAUGGGAAAUGCCGAUCGUGAUGGUUUGGAAGCUGUGCCUGAGGAACUCUUGCAGGCCAAAGCCCGACUGAAGUAUGACUCAGAAAAGUUGAUGUACAAGGAUGUCAGUCAAGAGCUGGACCUCGAUGAUGGGUCCCAGCUAUCUCCAAUGGUCAAGGAGGAGAAGUCCGACUACCCGGCGGAAGAUCAAGAUGAUGGGCGAGGAAUAUCCACUGAAAUCCCAGUUUCGGAUCCUUUAGUACCCCCUGAUGGAGGUACUGGUCGAGAUGGAGUUGCUAGAGUAGAUGUUGAUCGAGAUGAUGGACGAGGAAUAUCCGCUGAAAUCCCAGUUUCGGAUCCCGUGGCGGGUCAAAUGGAUCGUCUAGCUCCAGUUCAGGUCAACACCCUCAGGGUCGUCAUCAAGUUCUACGUCGACAACACCGAGGGUGAUGGGGCGAUACUGCGCAAGUGGGUCCGUUAUGAUCAGAAUCCGAAUCGCUACCGGACAUCCAACAGCCAAGGUCCCAUGUGGAGCGAUGUGGUUCAACGGGUCACAGUGGACAACGCUACUGGCCAGGUGAUUCGUCGUGAGGAUAUCAAAGGUGAUGAGCGAUCUCGCGACCUUCACAAGCCUUUGCCAAAGCGUCUGAAGUCAGUCAAGACGGUGCUCGUGUACAAGCGAGUCGCAGGACAUCCUGAUCCUGGUGUGCCUCUACAUGAUCCUGAUCGUCCAGAGCGUGAUGAUGAACCGGUUGCCGAAGAUGCUCGACUAGUGGAUCGUCAAGUAAAGAGGAGCCUGGAUGAUGAUCAUGGUGAAGGUGGUUCAGCACCUCAGAGAUCCAAGGUCCUCGGUGCCUGGACUGCAGAUGAUGUGAGUGAACAUGGGGAUCGAUCAAAGUUUCCCCCGAUCGCGAAUCAUCGCGACCUCCAGCUUUUCUCUCGAACGCUGGAAAGCGACAUGGUCUAUGAUCACCAACAGGUGUAUGGGUCUUUUGUGUACCUGACCAAGAAGAGCGGCAAAGAGCUGAAUGAGCGGAACUUUUCGCCAAAGGAACGGCUGAUGUUCGACGAGGCGAAGAAUGGGAACUCGAUUCGCUUCAUCACGGACAAGGCCGAGGUGGAGCGCAUCAGAAAGCAGCUGAAGCACAGGAUCAUGCCCUCACGUUUCGUGCUUACAAAGAAAGCUCAGGAGCUUGGCCAGGACUGGAAGGCUAAGGCAAGGUGGAUCCUGUUGGGUCCAGAUGCUCUUGAAGUUGAACGCUUCAGUCCUACUCCGUCUGGGCCUACUGUGCACCUGGCCUUCCAGCUGAUCUCUUCCAUGAAGUUCAGGUUGGAGAUUAUGGACGUGACGUCUGCUUUUGGCCAGUCCGAUGCCGAGGUCAGGAAACAAGGACCUCUUUUUGCGUGCGUGCCACCAUCAGGGAUACCAGGCAAGGAGGAGUGGAUGUUGGUGGAAAUCCUGACGGCCAUCUACGGCCUUGUGAAUGCUCCAGCAAGCUGGCGCAGGACGGUGCGCAAGGUGUUGUUGAGCCUGGGCUAUACCGAGUCGAUCUACGAUCCCUGCCUCUUCAUCCUCCACUUCGACCACGCUGAGCGAGCUCGUGGCUUCAAGCUUGGCUGCGCUGGCCUGGUGCUGCUUGAUGUCGAUGACUUUGCUCAAGGAGGCGGGGAACGACACCAAUGUUUGAUGCUCAAGCUCAAAGAGCGUUUCCGUUUCGGGAAGUGGCGGAUUGUGUACAAGGAUCACGCCGAGUACCUGGGUCGCACCGUGCGCCAAAUGCCAAACUACGAAAUCCGCAUUGACAUGGCUCGGUAUGUCACUGAGAAGUUGCACCCGAUUUCGCUGCCGCGAGAUCGCCUACGCCUCGGAGAUGAUGAGGAACUCACCGAUGCUGAGGUUUCCAUGCUUCGCGGGGCCGGGGGUUCGCUGCUCUGGGUAGGCAAGGAGGCGCGUCCUGACGUCGCUGGUGCCUGUGCGAGGGCCAUGUCGUGGGGAAGCGGACGCCCGAAGAUCCAGCGUGUGAAGUUCGUCAACAAGACAAUUGCCGAACUCAAGCGAACUUGCAACUGCUACCUCAGGAUUCUUCCGAUCCCAUUGGAAGAUGGGAUGUGGAUCUCAGUGAGUGACGCGUCGGUGGCAAAUGACUCUGAGAGAGAGUCCUGUCCUUGA